AAAUAGGAAGCUCCAUGACCUAAUCCCCUCCAACCACACACUCGCGAGAUUGCGCGAGGAGGGCACAAGUUGGAGGAAACAUGGCGACGUCGAAUUUGUUAAAGAAUAAAGGCUCCUUGCAGUUUGAGGACAAGUGGGACCUGAUGAGGCCCAUCGUUCUCAAGCUACUGAGACAGGAGGCUGUCACCAAGCAGCAGUGGUUUGACCUCUUCUCAGACGUCCAUGCUGUGUGUCUAUGGGAUGAUAAGGGCCCAGCUAAGAUCCACCAGGCGCUCAAAGAAGACAUCCUAGACUUCAUCAAACAAGCUCAGAAUCGUGUGUUGAGUCAUCAGGAUGACACAGCGUUACUGAAGGCCUACAUUGUGGAGUGGCGAAAGUUCUUCACACAGUGUGACAUCCUGCCCAAACCGUUCUGUCAGCUGGAGAUCACACUGAUGGGGAAGCAGGGCAGCAACAAGAAGUCUAACGUUGAGGACAGCAUCGUACGCAAGUUGAUGUUGGACACAUGGAACGAGUCGAUCUUCUCCAACAUAAAAAGCCGUCUUCAGGACAGUGCUAUGAAGCUGGUUCACGCUGAGAGGCUGGGAGAGGCUUUUGACUCCCAGCUGGUUAUAGGAGUACGAGAAUCAUAUGUCAACCUGUGCUCUAACCCUGAAGACAAGCUCCAGAUCUACAGAGAUAACUUUGAGAAGGCCUACCUGGACUCAACUGAGAGGUUUUACAGAACACAGGCCCCAUCAUACCUACAGCAGAAUGGAGUCCAGAACUACAUGAAAUAUGCAGACACAAAGCUAAGGGAAGAGGAGAAGAGGGCAGUUCGAUACCUCGAGACUCGUCGUGAAUGUAACUCUGUCCAAGCACUGAUGGAAUGUUGUGUGAACGCUCUGGUGACGUCGUUUAAAGAAACCAUCCUGGCCGAAUGUCCCGGCAUGAUUAAACGCAACGAGACAGACAAGCUCCACCUGAUGUUUUCCCUGAUGGAUAAGGUUCCUAGUGGGAUAGAGCCCAUGCUGAAAGAUCUGGAGGAUCACAUCAUGAACGCUGGGCUGGCUGAUAUGGUGGCUGCUGCAGAGACUAUCACUUCUGACUCUGAGAAGUACGUGGAGCAGCUGCUGAUGUUGUUUAACCGUUUCAGUAAACUGGUGAAGGAGGCUUUUCAGGACGACCCUCGAUUCCUCACUGCCAGAGACAAGGCCUACAAAGCUGUAGUGAACGAUGCCACCAUCUUUAAACUGGAGCUGCCCCUCAAACAGAAAGGGGUAGGUCUGAAAACCCAGCCAGAGUCGAAGUGUCCAGAGCUGCUAGCUAACUACUGUGACAUGCUGCUGAGGAAAACCACCCUGAGCAAGAAACUCACCUCAGAGGAGAUAGAACUCAAACUCAAAGAAGUGUUGCUGGUGUUGAAGUAUGUUCAGAAUAAGGAUGUGUUUAUGAGGUACCAUAAAGCCCACCUGACCAGAAGACUGAUCCUGGACAUCUCAGCUGACAGCGAGAUAGAAGAGAACAUGGUGGAGUGGCUCAGGGAGGUGGGGAUGCCUGCAGACUAUGUGAAUAAGCUGGCCAGGAUGUUCCAGGACAUUAAAGUAUCGGAUGAUCUCAACCAGGUCUUCAAGGAGAUGCACAAACACAACAAGCUGGCUCUACCAGCUGACAGUGUGAAUAUAAAGAUCCUGAAUGCGGGGGCGUGGUCGAGGAGCAGUGAGAAGGUGUUUGUAUCUCUGCCUACUGAGCUGGAGGAUCUGAUCCCAGAGGUAGAAGACUUCUACAAGAGGAACCACAGCGGGAGGAAACUACACUGGCACCACCUCAUGUCCAAUGGCAUUAUCACCUUCAAGAAUGAAAUGGGUCAUUAUGACCUUGAGGUCACGACCUUUCAGCUGGCUGUCCUAUUCGCCUGGAACCAGCGGCCGCGGGAGCGAAUCAGCUUUGAGAACCUUAAAUUGGCUACCGAGCUGCCUGAUGCUGAGCUACGACGCACACUCUGGUCUCUGGUAGCAUUCCCUAAGCUGAAGAGACAGGUUUUGUCCUAUGAGCCUUCAGUCUCCUCCCCUAAAGACUUCACUGACAGCACCCUGUUCUUCAUCAACCAGGACUUUUCUCUCAUUAAAAACUCCAAGGUCCAGAAAAGAGGCAAGAUUAAUCUGAUUGGUCGAUUGCAGCUGACCACGGAGCGAAUGAGAGAGGAGGAGAACGAGGGCAUUGUCCAGCUGAGAAUAUUAAGAACCCAGGAGGCCAUCAUCCAGAUUAUGAAGAUGAGGAAGAGGAUCAGUAACGCCCAGCUACAGACAGAGCUGGUAGAGAUCCUUAAGAACAUGUUCCUGCCCCAGAAAAAGAUGAUCAAGGAACAGAUCGAGUGGCUCAUCGAACACAAAUACAUCAAACGGGACGAGACUGACAUCAACACCUUUAUCUACAUGGCAUAGAACCCACUUACCUGGACUGGAACCACCUACCUACCUACUGCUUGACCUGGCUGGAUCCUCACUGCUGCAGGAGGAAGAGGAAACACAGGAAGAGGAGGGAGGGAGCAGUGGUUGUUUCAGAAGAGGAAGUCUCUCUGUGGCCGGAGGGGGGAGGGAAGGGGCAGGCCAGUUAGUUGUAUGAGAUAGAUGGUGUAGUCUUCAGACUGUGGCGCCACCCGGGGGCCAGGAGGAGGAGGACAGUGGGGCUGACUGACAGUCUCAGUAUCACAGUAGAGACAUGAUUAAAUAAACAAACUCUCCCUGCCUUACCCUCCUUACGCAGUCCGCACAGAGACAGACAGACAGGAGGCCUAAUGGACUAGUAGUCUAUAUCAUUAUGGAGUGGACAUUGAGAGGAGUGUAUUUUGCCAAAUGUACUGUGUGUGUAUGUCUGCACCUUGACAGCUUGCUGCUCCUUAGAAGUCUUGCAAUCAUCUGAGGUCCCGUCACACGUGUGUGUGUGUGUGUGUGUCACUUUUCCGUCCAGCUCCACCCCCCCCCAACUGCCACAACCCUCAGAGGUCAUGGCUCCAUACGUAUCAGCCAGUCGUAGGGUGAGAACAAACGAGACCAUCACUUUUCUGUUUCCUACCUUGUAGGUCAAUGUGUCUGAAUGGUUUUAUAUAUGACUUUCAUUCUCCUUCUCAAUGCUCAUCUUUAUUUUUGUGAACUGUUGUGUGUAUCGUUUGUAAAUGCUGCACAGCGUCGUCCAAUCGAUCGAUUGAAGUCACAAAGCUCUCUAGCGAUCUUGGAUUCUCCUGUACCUCUCCUCUUUUCUCCCCCAUCCAUAGCCAGUGCAUGAUAUGACAGGUGUAUUGUUGUCAGACCAUGAGUGGGUGUCAUGACUGUUCAUGACCCAGGUUUCUUCCCAAAUGUCACCAUAUUCCCUAGGUACUGUAUUAGGGUGGCAGGUAGCCUAGUGGUUAGCAAGCUGGGCCAGUAACCAAAAGGUUGCCGGAUCAAAUCCCC
Molecule: messenger RNA, 3431 nt
Organism: Oncorhynchus gorbuscha (pink salmon)
Lineage: Eukaryota; Metazoa; Chordata; Actinopteri; Salmoniformes; Salmonidae
Product: cullin-5-like
Exons: 19
Coding region: 81-2423 (780 amino acids)
Biological process (GO): protein ubiquitination; SCF-dependent proteasomal ubiquitin-dependent protein catabolic process
Cellular component (GO): SCF ubiquitin ligase complex; Cul5-RING ubiquitin ligase complex
Molecular function (GO): ubiquitin protein ligase binding
Source: RefSeq, a predicted model, not a curated record